AUAUGGCAGCUUAUUUUCGCACACUUAAUGAGGUAUGGCAUGUGAGGGUAUGAUUUUUGUUUAACUCUUUUAACCCGUGUGUUUAGGUAAGAUCAUGCAUUAAACAUGGAUUUUACCGAGGAUACAACUAGACAAGGGAAGAGACUUGGGGAGGAUGUCAUAUCUCAUUCUAUUGUUGAGAAGGCUAAGGAGUCAAUCUUUUCAGUCAAUACCUCCAAACCUGACUUGAAGUUGCUGAAAGAGGCUUAUGGCUUCUUGUCCUCUAGAGAGAAGCAUGACUUUGAGGUCCGAUUUGGGUGCAUCGAGGAUCUCUUGUCAAUGGUGCCAGAUUGGAACUUGUUCCGAGCUAUGUUGAAAUUCUAUUCCUGUAGUGGAUUCUUCUACUUUCACUCUCAAGCACAACAUAUGAAGUUCACACUAGAAAAAGUUCAAGAAAUGUUGCAAGCUAUGUGGGAGUUUCCAUUUGAAUUCUCACAACCAUGGGUGACAACUAAAGAUGAUUCUUAUGGGUUUGAUCGGAAUGCGACAUUAAUGGCUUUGGGAAAGAGAUUGAAGGGCAUUACAUCUUCUCAAAGAAUCAACUUUGUGGCAUUGGGAAUUUAUGGCAUGGUGAUCUUCCUUAUAUAUAUCAAGACCAUCACACCUAUGGUCGUAGCUUUGUUUGAGCAAUUGUCGCACACUUCGACAUUCAAUCCUGCUUCUACAGUGUUGUUCACUACAUGGGCACAUGGUCACUUGAGGGGUCCUCAAUUUGAAGCUUUAUUCAGUGUUCCUGUGAAAGAUAGAAAGACGGAGGAUUGGCAUCAAUCACUUCUAGUAACAACUGUUAAUGAUGUCGGAUUUGUUCUCCCGACUUGGAAUGUUACUCAGUAUCUUGCUCCACCCAAAAGACAUUACUCUAUUCCUUUGUUGGGUAUUCAUGGAGGGGUUACAUAUUCAGUGGAGUUGGCAUCUUCACAUGAGGUGUGGGAGAAAUGUAGAAUGCUACCUAUAUGGAAAGAGAAUGGGACUAGACCACAAUAUGAGCAAUGGAGAUCGAGUUGGAUAGUUAAGCUUUCUUUGCCAUGGGAGGUGACAAAUACGAAAAACUUUACCAUCAUGGACUUAAUCGCUAAGUUGGAACUUAGCCAUGCUCAAAGAUGUCAGUUGCUAGAGAAGUAUGAUGAGUUAGCUCUUGAUCAUGAAUUGCUUAAAAGAGGGAAGGAGUUGUUCGAUCAACCAGUGGCAGGGUUGAAAGACAAGAUUGCCUCUUUAGAAAGGGAUUUGGCUGUUAGUAAGGAAAUUUGUGGGAAGCAAACAAGGAGCUUGGAGUUUGUUGAAGAACAACAGAAAAAGUUGUUACGAGUAAAGGCGGAUCUUAAGGCAAAGGAAAAGGAGAACAAAGAACUUGUGGAGAAAAUUGCCAUGGAGGACAUGUGCUAUCAACUCCAAGUUGAGAAGCAAAAGAGCCAAGCUCUUGUUGAAGAGGACACCGGCUUGCGUGAGGUUGUCAUUGACAUAAUCGCUUUGGUGACUCAAUUUGAGGGAAAAAUGGCCAAGACUCGUCACCACAUUGCUCAAAGGGCCCAUCCGAUUGAGAGGGGAAUUUUCCAACCAGUCUUUGACUUUAUCAUUGACAUGUCCAACUUUGUACUAUCUAGGGUAAUCAAAAUGUUCGAGGAAAAUGCUGCUACUAAUCUAGAAAAAUUAGUCGUGGAUGAGAGGGUUGAUAAGUUGGAAACUACAAUGCAAACUAUGGCUGCUACUCUUCAGACCAUCAAUCUCACUUUGUCCACUUUGACUACUGGUUCGGUUCCUUCACCUGCAUCCUUAAUACCCACAAUACCAGUUCCAUGUGUCCCUACCAUCACACCAGGUAAUCAUGUUAAAGAUCCCAUGGUCACACAAUUGCAAUUUCCACAUAUUUAUGAGAAUCAGCCUUUAGUGGGGGAGUCAUCUUCACAUGCUCCACAAAUAUCAUCUCUGCCCUUUGAAGCCUCAUACCCACCAUUCGAGAUGAACAACCCUACCUUGCCCACAACCACACCUCUUACCCUUAACAUACCACCCUUGAUGGGCCAAGUGCCAACUAUUCAACUCAACCCCUCGGUUGUGAUGCUAAGGCCUGCUUUAGAAGAUGGGAAGUCAAGAAAGGUUGAUCACAAGCUGCAACAGUUAGAAGAGGCUUUGAAGGCUAUGGAUAGCUUGCAAAGAAUUACCAGGAAGAGUAAUGAGACCUUCAAAGAGUUUGCUCAAAGGUGGAGAUCCGAAGCAGCCAAAGUAAUUCCACCCCUUGCCAACAGUGAAAUCUACUUUCUCUUUAUCAAGUCAUCUACCGAGACCUUCCGUGCAUGGCAGUUAGAGCAAGCCAAGAUGGGAAGCUUGGGGUCUACUUCAAAGAAAUUUACACCUAAAGGGCAGAAAGAAGAUGAGGAAGCUUUAAAUCACAUUUUCACCAAUCAUGCCAAGCCAACCUAUAAUAGAAGGCCAAACUUUAAUACUCCACCUUCGGUUAGACAACAAUUCUCACAUGCAAUGAAGCCAAGACAGUUCAUGAGGCUUCCAAUUCCUUAUAGUGAGGUGUUGAAACAGCUAGUUGCAGUGGGUUUGUUGGAGACAGUGCAAGCAAACCCUGUUCAACCACCUUAUCCGUACUGCACAAUGAAUAUGGUCACUUUUGAUGGAGUUGAAAAGCCGGUGUUGGAGAAUACCAGUUCUUGGUCUUUGGAUGAAUUGUUUGUCAUUUUGAUAGAGUAUGAUUUGGUUCAGCCAAUUGAACCAACAAAUUUGAAUGCUUUGCCAAUGAUUAUUGAUGAUGCUUUAGUGUGUCUGUAUCACUCCAAUAUGAAGGGGCAUACUUUGCAAGAUUGUGGAGAUUUUCAAAGAAAAAUUACGGAGCUACAGAGAAUGGGAUCUUUGGAGCUUAUGUCUACUCUAGAAUCAGAGAAAUUCAUAACACCAGUGACUGAAGAAUACUUCACUAAGGAGAGGCCUUACAUUUUGCAAGAUACUACAAAAGCACAAGUCAUCAAUCAGAAUUCACAACAGCCUUAUGUCUUGAAGACCUCUCUUAGUGAGUCAUUCAUGGGAAAGACAUCCUUUGUGGCCAAUAGCCAUUUUCCUUACUCACUUAAGGUUAUAACUCAGCGCUCUACCUCUUAAAUUCCACAGCCAAUGAUGUGUCUAAUAUGACCUGCAACGGUUAGUGUUAUGUGAAUCUCGAAGUGGAAGAGUUAAGAAGGGCUGCCUUGAAAUCAAAAGAUAUCAAAAUU
Rubroshorea leprosula is the source of this 3251-nucleotide messenger RNA. Lineage: Eukaryota; Viridiplantae; Streptophyta; Magnoliopsida; Malvales; Dipterocarpaceae. The record is from the annotation of a GenBank genome assembly.